Molecule: messenger RNA, 2079 nt
Organism: Drosophila nasuta
Lineage: Eukaryota; Metazoa; Arthropoda; Insecta; Diptera; Drosophilidae
Product: retinol dehydrogenase 12-like
Exons: 1
Coding region: 412-1500 (362 amino acids)
Source: RefSeq, a predicted model, not a curated record
CGUCGGGCGGCUUUUUUCCUCGAACCUUUCCAUAUAAUUUGCAUAAAUAAGUUUACUUUACACUCUUAAGUUGUUUAUUAAUUAACUUGAACCCAAAUCAUAAUUUCGUUGGCACGCAAAUGUCAUAAGGACUCCCCUAAUUUUCCUAAUCGUGAAAUCCUUGACACCUGCUACAGUUUUAAACAAUUUCCGUAAAUAAAAGCCCCAAAAGCGAGCUCAUUAAAAUGUUGUCUGUGAAUCAGUGCAAAUCAAGUGCUAUAAAAGCGGGAAAAGCGAGAAAGUUCAAGUACUCUGAGCUGAAACGGAAGCCAAAGAGACAGGAAAGUAUUUCAGGUUUACUGUUGACACCGUACGUUGGGCGCCAAAUGCCUAAAACAAUGAUUUGACAUUCGCUUAAUCAUCACAUCACAAAUGAACUCUACAACAAUCAACGAUAAACCCAACCGAAAUAUAUUCGGUCUACGAGGUAUUUGGGCCACAAUUGUGACGGUCUUUUUGAUAACGCUACUUAUUGCGUUGAUUUUGUGGCUGCUACGGAAAUUCAUUGAAGGACCGUUCUAUCGCAAAAAGAAUCGCAUCGAUGGCAAGGUGGUCAUCGUCACCGGCUGCAACACGGGCAUUGGCAAGGAGACGGUCCUCGAGCUGGCGCGGCGUGGUGCCAAGAUCUACAUGGCCUGUCGAGAUCCCGCACGCUGCGAGGCAGCUCGCAUUGAGAUCAUCGAUCGCACCCAGAACCAACAGCUCUUUAAUCGCAGCCUCGACUUGGGAUCGUUGGAGUCGGUGCGCAACUUCGUUGCUCGCUUCAAGGCGGAGGAGACCCGACUCGAUCUGUUGGUGAAUAAUGCCGGCAUUAUGGCCUGUCCACGCUCCCUAACUGCCGAUGGCUAUGAACAGCAGUUUGGCGUCAAUCAUCUGGGUCACUUUCUGCUCACGAAUCUUCUCCUCGACCAUCUGAAAAAAGCGGCGCCUAGUCGCAUUGUGGUCGUUAGCUCGGCGGCCCAUUUGUUUGGCCACAUCGAUCGUGAGGAUCUGAUGAGCGAACGCAGGUACAGCAAGUUCUUUGGCGCAUACAGUCGCUCAAAGUUGGCCAACAUCCUCUUCACCCGCAAAUUGUCCACGAUGCUUCAGGGCACCGGGGUUACCGUCAACUGUCUUCAUCCGGGAUUGGUGCGUUCCGAUCUAAAUCGUCAUUUUCGUGCACCUCGCUGGUUUCUCAGUCUGCUCAGCAUUGUCUCCCUGUAUUUCGUGAAAUCCCUGCGAGCUGGAGCUCAGACUACUUUGCGUCUCGCACUUGAUCCGUCGCUGGAGGGUUGCUCGGGGGAUUAUUAUGCGGACAGCAGGCGGUUUCCGCUGGUGCCGUGGGCACGUGACGAAAAGACGGCCAAUUGGCUGUGGGGGGAGAGCGAGAGGCUGGUGGGACUGGCGCACAACGUUGAGCAGUCGACAGCACGUGAUGAUGAUGAUGAUGAAUCAAUUAAGACGGUCGUCGUCAGUGAAUAAUAGUUUAGUAGAAAGGCUAAUUGAUGGCGAGCGACCGUUAACUGGCACUUAAUAGAGGAACAAGAGACUCAUCCUAGUGAUUUCCUCAACGUUCAGUUCCAAUUGAGGACUUUGGUCUUCAUGAUAAACCGACUAAUGUAAAAAUUGAAUUGUAAAAACAUUUUCUCACAACCUCGAUGCCUAUUGAAUUCCCUAGUUAUGCAUACAAUAGUUGUUUUGAAUACCCCAUUUUAACAAAUGAUAAUAAAUAUGAUUUUAUAUUCAGUUCUUGAACUUUGCUGUUUAACCCAAAGCUUGCUUAUAUUUUAUUUGCCUCAUAAUGAGUCAAGUCUUAAAUGACUUGAAGUACAAUUUCAAAUUUAAAAUAUUUCAAAUCUGUUGUCUCCAACGAAAAUUCAAUUUAUGUUUUGUCUGCUCGUUUAACAACUUUUGAUUUGCAAUCCCAGUGAAAUACCCUAGAGUUUUAAACAUUUUUGUUUGUUCUUCCAAAAAAGUGUUUAGCUAAAUACAAAACUGUAUCUUUACUUUUUGUGCACUUUGAAGUUCUUUGAAAUCCAAGUGGAAUAGCCAAAAGUUUUU